This is a messenger RNA of Cololabis saira (Pacific saury), 2688 nucleotides long. It is a transcript of the gene zswim7, whose product is annotated as zinc finger, SWIM-type containing 7. Lineage: Eukaryota; Metazoa; Chordata; Actinopteri; Beloniformes; Belonidae. The transcript is spliced from 2 exons. The record is from RefSeq and is a predicted model, not a curated record. The coding region runs from base 709 to 2547 and encodes 612 amino acids. Gene Ontology annotation, biological process: double-strand break repair via homologous recombination. Gene Ontology annotation, cellular component: Shu complex. Gene Ontology annotation, molecular function: protein dimerization activity; DNA binding; zinc ion binding.
CUUCCGGCGUUAUUGACUGGAGGAAACAACUGAAGAUGGAGUUAUUUCUCCCAGCUGUGGCUGAACAACUUUUCCGAGAUAUCCAGAAAACAUAUCAGGAAACCUCUCAAAGUAAGCUUCGAGUGGCAAAUGCACAUUAUUUUGAGGGAAACGUGAGCUUCACUGAGGUUAGUUUCAGUGCAUGAAGCUGCAGAAUUGCUCGCCGAAAGGUGAUCUUUCGGGACUUUCUUGUUAGACUUACUGUGGAUUUAUCUUCACUUUGGAAAGAAAGGAGAUAAGUGAAUGAAAAUCCAUUUUUUCCCUUGACUAAAAGGCAGGUACGGUAUUUACUUUAGCUGUCUCCACAGUAACAUUAUUGUAGCAUUAGUUGUAGCGAGGGUUGCAAAAUUCCGGGAAUUUUCAAAGUUGGAAACUUUCCAUGGGAAUUAACGGGAAUAUAUGGGAAUUAACGGGAAUAAAUAAGACAUUUACAGAAUUGAAGGUUGGCCCUUAACAGGGAACUUAAAUAUAGUUGGGGGAAAUAUAUUGUAGCAUAGUCUUGGCUAAAACAACCAGGGCUAUUGAGGCCACGCCCCCUACAUGCACUGUGCAUUCCUCCAUCACAUGCACAGGUGAUUUCUUGAAGCCUGGAGGCCACACAUUUGAGCUCAAAGCACAAGACUAUUGAAGCCACACAUUUGAGCCCACGGACUAUAUAAAGUCAAAAAAAUGCCACGUUUGCCAUCUGAUGUGUGGAAGCAUUUCACACAAGCGAAUGUUGAAGGAAAGUCUUUGUAUGUAUGUAAAUACUGUGCAAAGACAUACGUGAAGAAUGCUACAAAAAUGCAGCAACAUAUUGCCAAGUGCCAAAAAGUUCCUCAAGGCUCAAAACAUUCAGCAGACAAGAGUUCCACUCCAGGGGAAAAUGAAUCUGCUGUAUCAGAGUCAGAUACCCUCUCAUCAGCUCCUGGUCCCUCUGGUAUCAGAGCAUUCUUUGAUUUAAUGGAUGAACGUAGCCAGAGAAAUGCAGAUGAGUGUUUUGCUCGUGCAGUCUACGCAACUGGCUCACCACUGAUGCUGCCAUCCAGUGUGUACUGGAAGAGAUUUUUGAAUGUUCUCCGGCCAGCAUACAUCCCCCCAACCAGGCAUGCGCUAUCUACUCAUUUGCUGGAUGAGGAGUUCAACAGAGUGCAAACAAAGGUCAAGCAAACCAUUGUCAAAGCAGACUGUAUUUCAGUCAUCUCUGAUGGGUGGUCAAAUGUUCGGGGACAAGGAAUUAUCAACUACAUUGUCGCCACCCCUCAACCUGUAUUCUACAAGAGCACAGACACAAAGGACAACAGACACACAGGCCCCUACAUUGCUGAUGAGCUGAAAGCGGUCAUUAAUGACAUUGGACCAGAGAAGGUUUUUGCACUUGUCACUGACAAUGCACCAAAUAUGAAGGUUGCCUGGGCACAUGUGGAGGAGACCUACCCUCAUAUAACAGCCAUUGGCUGUGCUGCCCAUACUCUUAAUCUUCUCCUGAAAGACAUCAUUGCACUGAAGACAAUGGACACACUACACAAGAGAGCUAAGCAAGUUGUGAAGUAUGUGAAGGGCAAACAAGCAGCUUCAGCAACCUAUCUCUCAAAGCAAAAGGAAAAAAACAAGAGUACCACACUGAAGCUCCCCAGCAUCACACGAUGGGGUGGUGUUGUCAUCAUGUAUGACAGUCUACUGGAGGGAAAGGAGUCUCUGCAAGAGAUGGCCAUAUCCCAGACUGCAGGCAUUGAAAGUGACAUCAAAAGAAUCCUGUUAGAUGAUGUGUUCUGGGAAAGAGUGAUUAGCAGCCUGAGAAUCCUCAAACCAAUUGCAGCAGCAAUUGCCAAGAUAAAGGGGGAUGAUGCCAUCUUAUCAGAUGUCCACUGUCUCUUUGCUGACCUCAAAGAAGAAAUCCAGACGGUCCUGCCCACUUCCCUACUACUCAAAGCAGAGGAAACUGCUGUGGUCAAGUCAUUGGAGAAGCGCCGGGAGUUCUGCACGAAGCCAGCGCAUGCAGCAGCAUACAUGCUGGACCCAAAAUAUGACAGGGGCAUACUCUCUGGAGAAGAGAUUUACGGUGCUUAUGCUGUUAUUACAGCCAUGUCUGGCCACCUGGGCCUUGAUAAAGGCAAGGUUCUGGGCAGUUUGGCUAAGUACCGAACCAAGACUGGCCUUUGGGAAGGGGAUGGAAUCUGGCAGUCAUGCCAGCACAUAUCUGCAUCCACCUGGUGGAAGGGACUUUGUGGAUCUGAGGCCCUUGCACCUAUAGCCUCCAUCAUCCUGCAAAUCCCACCAUCAUCAGCCGCCUCUGAGCGUAGCUGGUCACUCUUCGGGAACACACACACAAAGGUUUGCAACAGGCUCACAAACGUGAGAGUGGAAAAACUGGUGGCCAUUCGGGCAAACCUAAGGCUCUUUGAACCUGACACAGAGCCAUCCUCAACCAGGCUGGACAGUGACACUGAAGAGGAGCUGUCAGAGCCGGAUGUUGAGGAGGUGAACAUGGAGGAUGUUGAUGAGGCCCAGGAAGAGGCCAUUGCCUGAAAGGUUUUGGCAAAAAAGCAGAACAUGCAGAAACUAGGCUUGUCGAGCUCGAGGGAAGAGGCUUUUGUUUUACAUGUUGAAUGGGACUUUUUUGGAGGGAGUUGGGCUCCUUUCAUUUAACAUUUUGAAUGGGACUUUUUU